Messenger RNA from Guillardia theta CCMP2712, 1446 nucleotides. RefSeq lists its product as hypothetical. Bases 1 to 1446 code for a protein of 481 amino acids. Lineage: Eukaryota; Cryptophyceae; Pyrenomonadales; Geminigeraceae. The record is from RefSeq and is a predicted model, not a curated record. The transcript is spliced from 9 exons.
AUGGAGGCAAGCAGCCAGAAUUACGGUUCAUUACCCCGAGGUAGUGAAUCAGAGUUCAGAGGAAGAAAUGAGAAAAGAGCCAAGGUGCUGCCUGCCCUCAUCUUGACUUGCUCACUGGCUGUUUGCGUCUUAAUUUAUAUCUCAUACACUCAACCGCCGAGUACUCGAAGCGAUGCGCUGGUGUCAUCGACUAAGCGUGGCAAGAAUCAGCUUUCAGCAAUUUCCGGAUUGAAAUUGGGCAGCCAAGCGCUGGCUCAGAAAUUCGCAAGGCAGUGUCCUUGCGCUAUUGCUGGCGAUACCUUUUUAUCUUCCCAGAUCCUUGCAGAAUGCCCUUGCGCAUCAGCAAUCGCAGCAGCAGUGUCAAGAGCUUUGGACAACGCCCUCAGCAAAAGCAGCGCCAACAACUAUGCUUAUGCUAGGUCAUCUCCUGGUGUCAUUCCUCAGCCACUGGAGGUGGAUGUUGCAAACCCAGCAUACCCACCGAAUCCCUCUCCUAUCCCUAUUCCUCAACAGCCCGCAGAAGAGCCUGAGGAGAGGGAGGACCCAACCCCCGCUGAAGCAGCUGCGGGCAAGGAUGCGACCUAUCAGAGCGUGAUGGCAACUCUUACCCGGGACGUGGUGGCGGAUUCGAACAUGAUUCGCGAUUUGCAGUCUGAACAACAAAUCCUCUUGUCACAGCAGAACUCUCUUGCCAACCAAGUUGACACCUUCCAAGCCAUUCCAGGCCCCGUUGGCCCUCCGGGGCCACGAGGGUUUCGCGGUCCACCAGGAAUACCCGCUGUGGGUAGACCUGGACCUCCUGGACCACCAGGCUCAUCAGAAGGAGGCAAUGAGGAGGAAUCGAAGAGCGAAGGGGGAGACGAAGAAAAAGCUGUGGAGGGGGAGAAAGAUGCAAACAUUUUGGGCAGUGACGGCAAGAGUUUGCUAAAUAUUCGUUGCGCGGACUGGAGAAACCAACGUGGAAGUUUUGCUCCCGGCAAACAAAAGGAAUACUAUGCCAAGUGCAUGAGUCAAGAUUGUGUACAAAGUUUGGAAUCCGGUCAAGAAACACCUGGAUGCAGAUUUCUUGAUGCAAACGGUUUUUGCUAUGCAUACAGCUCUGCACAGAUGUGGUGCUCUAAGAAUGUUGGAAACUCCUACUGCAAUGAUGGAGGUGAAAAUUGGGCACAAAAGCCCUUGGGUAGCGUGGACUCAGUGGCAGAGACAAACUGGACGCCACAUUCCAAUGUCAAGGUAUAUGACGGAGAUACACCGACGGGGGAGACAUACAACUGUCAAUGCAUGAAGCGUUGUUCGUGCACUUCAAGCAAGUGCUAUUGUGUGGAUCCCAAUCAAGCUCCGGUUGGCAAAGGAUCGGAAUACGACAAGCUAAUUGCAAAGAAGAUUGCUGAGGACUCCGAGAAGGGGUCAUUUUGCUCUUGUUCUUGCGGAGGGACUCUGUCUUAA